Messenger RNA from Exophiala dermatitidis NIH/UT8656, 4133 nucleotides. RefSeq names its product pyruvate carboxylase. Gene Ontology annotation, biological process: pyruvate metabolic process; gluconeogenesis. The record is from RefSeq and is a predicted model, not a curated record. Gene Ontology annotation, cellular component: cytoplasm. The transcript is spliced from 2 exons. Gene Ontology annotation, molecular function: ATP binding; metal ion binding; pyruvate carboxylase activity. NCBI's taxonomy places the organism in Eukaryota, Fungi, Ascomycota, Eurotiomycetes, Chaetothyriales, Herpotrichiellaceae. The coding region runs from base 278 to 3835 and encodes 1185 amino acids.
CUCCGACUGCUAGUGAGUCCUCCAGCCCAAAGCUCCCGCCGGGCACGAGCAACGCACGGGAGCUCCCCACUCAUUUCUUUUCCCUCUGCACCGCCAGUCAUCCUUCUUCCCGCGGCGCAACAAAACUUAACCAUUGAGUCGCAGCAGAUCGUUCUCUUUCCUCUUCUUCUCUCCCUCGAUACCCUCUCACACUUUGUUGCGUGCCCGUGAGAGCUAAGAGCGCCUUUGCCGACAGCUGCUCGUGCUAGCAGCGAGGCAUCGUUCCCCCACCUCCAUCAUGGCUACCAGCGGCACGGCCACCCCAGACCUCGAGGAUGGACACCCCCUCCAGCAUACUGUCCACCACCGUCUGCGGGCCAAUUCGACCAUCAUGCACCUCAAGAAGCUGCUGGUCGCAAACCGAGGCGAGAUCCCCAUUCGGAUCUUCCGAACGGCCCACGAACUGUCUCUCCAGACUGUGGCCGUCUACAGUUAUGAAGACCGAUUGGGCAUGCACCGACAAAAGGCGGAUGAAGCGUACAUGAUUGGAAAACGUGGCCAGUACACUCCCGUUGCUGCCUACCUGGCCGGCGACGAGAUCAUCAAGAUUGCUCUGGCCCACGAUGUACAGAUGAUCCAUCCGGGCUACGGUUUCUUGUCUGAGAAUGCCGAGUUUGCUCGCAAGGUCGAGGAAGCCGGCAUUAUCUUUGUCGGCCCGACUUACCAGGUCAUUGAAUCUCUGGGUGACAAGGUGUCGGCCAGAAAGCUCGCUAUGAAGUGCAACGUGCCGGUGGUCCCGGGUACCGAAGGCCCCGUCGGAGCAUACGAGGAUGUCAAGGCUUUCACCGAUAAAUACGGCUUCCCCAUCAUCAUCAAAGCUGCCUUCGGUGGUGGUGGCCGUGGUAUGAGAGUCGUCCGAGACCAGGAGAGUCUGAAAGACUCGUUCGAGCGAGCCACCUCCGAGGCCAAGUCGGCUUUCGGCAACGGCACCGUCUUCGUCGAACGCUUCCUGGACAAGCCGAAGCACAUUGAAGUCCAACUGUUGGGGGACAAUCACGGCAAUGUUGUCCACCUGUACGAGCGUGAUUGCAGUGUCCAGCGGCGACAUCAAAAGGUGGUCGAAAUCGCCCCGGCCAAGGACCUCCCAUCUGAUGUCCGAGACGCGAUCCUCAACGACGCCGUCAAACUGGCAAAAUCGGUUAACUACCGCAAUGCCGGCACGGCCGAGUUCCUGGUGGACCAACAGAACCGCUACUACUUCAUUGAGAUCAAUCCCCGUAUCCAGGUGGAGCACACCAUCACCGAAGAAAUCACCGGCAUCGACAUUGUGGCGGCGCAGAUCCAGAUUGCCGCCGGAGCCACUUUGGAGCAACUGGGUUUGACCCAAGAUCGUAUCUCGACCCGCGGGUUUGCCAUCCAGUGCCGUAUCACCACAGAAGACCCUGCCAACAACUUUUCCCCCGACACUGGCAAGAUCGAAGUGUAUCGAUCCGCUGGUGGUAACGGUGUCCGGCUAGACGGUGGUAACGGAUUUGCGGGUGCUAUCAUUACGCCUCACUACGACUCCAUGUUGGUCAAAUGUACCUGCCACGGCUCCACCUACGAGAUCGUCCGUCGCAAGAUGUUGCGAGCCUUGGUCGAAUUCCGUAUCCGUGGCGUCAAGACCAACAUUCCGUUCUUGGCCUCACUGCUGACCCACCCUGUGUUCGUUGAGGGAACCUGCUGGACCACCUUCAUCGAUGACACGCCUGAGCUAUUCAAGUUGGUUGGCAGUCAGAACCGCGCCCAGAAAUUACUUCAGUAUCUGGGAGACCUGGCCGUCAACGGCAGCAGCAUCAAGGGACAGAUUGGCGAGUCCAAAUUCAAGGGCGAAAUCAUCAUGCCAAAGAUGCUUGACGAUCAAGGCAAGGAAAUUGACGUUAGCGUUCCCUGCACCCAGGGCUGGAAGUCUGUCAUCGACAAAGAAGGUCCCGAAGGCUUUGCCAAAGCCGUGCGAGCGAACAAGGGCUGUCUCAUCAUGGACACAACCUGGCGUGAUGCGCACCAGUCUCUCCUGGCCACUCGUGUUCGAACGAUUGACAUGUGUAACAUUGCCAAAGAAACCAGCUACGCCCUCAGCAACGCCUACGCCUUGGAAUGCUGGGGCGGUGCCACUUUCGAUGUGGCCAUGCGGUUCUUGUACGAGGACCCAUGGGACCGACUACGGAAGUUGAGGAAACUGGUGCCCAACAUUCCUUUCCAGAUGUUGCUCCGAGGUGCCAACGGCGUGGCGUACAAGUCGCUCCCCGACAACGCCAUCUACCAUUUCUGCAAGCAAGCCAAGAAGGCCGGCAUGGACAUCUUCCGAGUUUUCGAUGCUCUCAACGACGUUGACCAACUGGAGGUCGGCAUGAGAGCUGUUCAAGAAGCUGGCGGCGUGGUGGAAGGUACCGUGUGCUACAGCGGUGAUAUGUUGAAUCCAAAGAAGAAAUACAACUUGGAUUACUACAUGGACAUUGUGGACAAAAUCGUCAAGAUUGGAACUCACAUCCUAGGCAUCAAAGAUAUGGCCGGAGUCCUCAAGCCCAAAGCCGCUCGUCUUCUCAUUGGAAGCAUCCGCAAGAAGUAUCCUGACUUGCCAAUUCACGUCCAUACCCAUGACUCGGCGGGUACCGGAGUUGCAUCCAUGGUUGCGUGCGCUGAAGCCGGAGCGGACGCCGUGGACGCAGCUACUGACAGCAUGUCUGGCAUGACAUCGCAGCCGAGCAUUGGCGCCAUUCUGGCUUCCUUGGAGGGCACACCCCUUGAUCCAGGCUUGAAUGGCCACAAUGUUCGAGCACUUGAUCAGUACUGGUCACAACUGAGACUGCUCUACUCGCCCUUUGAAGCCGGACUGACCGGCCCCGAUUGUGAAGUUUACGAACACGAAAUCCCAGGAGGCCAAUUGACCAACCUGAUCUUCCAAGCCACUCAACUUGGCCUGGGAGCUCAGUGGCUCGAGACCAAGAAGGCGUACGAGCAAGCCAAUGAACUCCUGGGCGACAUUGUCAAGGUCACACCCACCUCCAAAGUGGUUGGCGAUCUGGCGCAAUUCAUGGUGUCCAACAAGCUCAGCCCAGAUGACGUGCGUGCCAGGGCCAAAGACCUCGAUUUCCCCGAGUCUGUCUUGGAGUUCUUCGAAGGGUACAUGGGCCAGCCGUACGGUGGUUUCCCAGAACCACUCCGCACAGAUGCCCUCCGAGGCCGCCGCAAGAUGGAGAAACGACCUGGAUUGUAUUUGGAUCCGAUUGACUUCGCCAAGAUCAAGAAGGAGCUGAAGGAGAAGUACAAUACGGUCACAGAAACAGAUGUGGCCAGCUAUGUCAUGUACCCCAAGGUGUUUGAGGAUUACCGCAAAUUCGUCGACAAGUAUGGUGAUCUGUCUGUGCUGCCUACACGAUACUUCUUGAACAGACCCGACAUUGGCGAGGAAUUCCACGUGGAGCUCGAAAAGGGCAAGGUGCUGAUCCUGAAGCUGUUGGCGAUCGGACCCUUGUCGGAGACCACCGGUCAACGUGAAGUCUUCUAUGAGAUGAACGGUGAAGUCCGACAGGUGACGAUCGAUGACACCAAGGCCGCAGUCGAGAACACCAGCCGACCCAAGGCCGAUCCCACCGACAGCAGCCAAGUGGGUGCUCCCAUGGCGGGAGUGGUGGUUGAAGUCCGAGUCAAGGAAGGUCAUGAUAUCAAGAAGGGCGAUCCCAUUGCGGUGUUGAGUGCCAUGAAGAUGGAAAUGGUCAUCAGUGCUCCUCAUUCCGGCAAGGUCGGUCACAUUCAGGUCAGGGAAGGGGAUUCUGUUGCCGGAUCGGAUUUGAUCUGCAGGAUUGAGAAGCCAUAAGGAACGAACAGGUGGUGGUAGGUGUGAGCGUAUAACGGUGGUCGUAUAACGAUGGUCUUGGGGUCGUAUAGACUUGGUGGCAGACUAGAAGUAGCAUGUCCCUGAUGUUCUCUUGGCUCAAUGGCUUCGGAUGACUCUGUGUAAGGAUACUUGGUACCUUGUUUCCUAGACUGCAACAUAUACAGUAUGACUAAGGUCGAGAGACAUUGUGUUGCCUGUUUCUCUACAAACGGUGGUCGUAUUACAGAAGUACAGUUUCCUGUCCUGUCUAGUAGGUAUAUUUUCAGGUUUAUUCUCG